GCUCCGACCGAGAGGUUCUUCGCGGCUCUUCUCUCUUCCCGGUCUUCUGGUCGCUUGACGUUCGAAUUAAAUCUACUCGUGCACCCUCGUAGAGGCCUGCCUUCCGCGUUCGUUAUCUCCCUUCGAUCAGGAGGGAAUCAAAAUCGAGGGAAUUUUCGAAGCGUCCUGCAGCCAUUGACCGCAGACGAUUCCAGGAUUUCCUGAGAAAUCCCAAGGAGGGAAGGAAGAGGAGAGAGUCCUGCCGGGCCACGUUCCUAUACGCUCUCGAAAUUCCCAUCCGGCACAGAUGGUCAAAGGGUCGCUGCCGGACAUUGCCGUGACGAUGGCCUCAGGUCGGGAGAUACACGGAGCGUUCAGCUUGAUAGUGGACGACGUGGACUCUCAGUCGAUCCUGAGCGAGAGCCCGGACUUGGACGGAGUGUCAACCGGCAGCAGCUCUCAGAACUCCACGUCCCAAACCCCUUUGGACAGUCCGGGGAGUCCCAGGGAGAGGAUCAAGCAAAUCCAGGUGGAGGCCGAGACCCGCAGAGGGGAGUUCGCGAGGCUCCUGGAGGAACACGCCCAAGUGGUCCGGAAGCUGAAGAUGAUGGAGGCCGAGGAACAGAUUACCUCCUCCACCGGGAACGUGAUCGGUCCCACGCACGCGUGAUUCUGAAGAUCCCUUAACCGCAGGAUGGGACCACGCCACGUUGCCGACAUAGCGUCGAGGCUAAGGACGAGGUUGCGGCUUCGUGCGACAAAUCCUGACGACUAAGCCUCGACCUUUAUCAUCUGAUUUGCUCCUAGGUUAUCAUUUUUUUCCUCCAGUCGGCAACGUGGCGAGCGAUUCGGCGGGCUCGCUGAUACGAAUGUGGCGAAGAUCCUGGAAUCCAGCCAAUCGGCGUUCGGCUUCUCUUGGCCUUAGUCUUGCGUUCGCCAUGGGAAGAGACGACGAUGGCUGACGAUUCGUUCGCCGGAGAAGCACUUCGUCUCACCCUCGGGUCCGAGGGUCGUCCUCGCGGGGUGAUUAGACACGCUCGAUGAUUAGACUAGCGUAAGUCUAGCUGACUAUACGAACAGAAUGACCUUCUGAUCGCGACAAUAAGCAGGAAUAUGUACUUCGCGUCACGAGUACAAAAUUCUAGGGCGCGAACGCGCCCUUAGGGCGACGUAGCUCGCCGAUCGAUCACCGAUCGAUCACCGAUUUGCGGAGACUAGCGUUAGUUGCGGCUGGCCUAAACACUGGUGAACGGUCUUUUUAGAGCGAUCCUCGAGGUACUUCUGUUUAGGGAGAUUCGAGUUAGCGACACGGUACGCUUUAAGACGUUUAGACCGUUCCAGGUUAGCGGAUUAGCGUUCCUGGAGAUGAGUCGAUGGAGCUGGCUGCAGGUUUUAGACGGGAUUGGUACUUUUGGGCCAAGUUGCGUUCACUUCGGCCUCGUGUUAUCCUGCAGCCGGGUAUAAAACGUAGAUUUCCUGUCCUGGUCACCUCUUCCGGUACCAUGGCUUCUUCUAGUGGGAACCAAAGCCAUCUCCAGGCAUCCGAAGACGCGUAUUGAGCUGAUCACCAAGCGCCUCACUGAAAUUUUGAGAAAAUUGUAUGUGACUGCUAAACAGGCGGGUUGUUUACUUACGGUUUAAGGGGAUGUGUUAGUGGUAUCCGAGGGAUCGAUCGUUCGUGGAACUUUUCUCCAAACUGAGGGUACUGAAUCGUUUCAAACUUCACCACGUAAAUGUAGAGACUCCAAGGAAAGUCCCGACACACGUGAAAUUUCAUUUUUUUAUCCAAAAUUUUAAGGUGAAGUGUUUCUCCCACCUCGGUUUACCGAAUAGUUUGAAAC
Molecule: messenger RNA, 1820 nt
Organism: Orussus abietinus
Lineage: Eukaryota; Metazoa; Arthropoda; Insecta; Hymenoptera; Orussidae
Exons: 3
Coding region: 287-649 (120 amino acids)
Source: RefSeq, a predicted model, not a curated record